AUGGUUCUUCUCCACUCCUUCCGCUCCGUCGGCUUUCAUCUUCUCCGACAAGCCACUCCUAUCAUAAAUCGAGGCGGAAGAAUCUCGAGACCCGUCUCUAAGAAUCUCCUCUGUCUUCUAUUCUCUUCCUCUCCAAAAACCCAUCUUCUUAAACCCUGCGCUGCUUCGUCAGAGAGGAGUUCGUUUCUGUUUAAGGGAGAUGAGCGUGUAGUGGGUCUUCUAAGCAAUGUAGAUGACGACGACGCAUUCGAUAACGUCGAUCGGUUUCAGAGCUCAAGCACGAUUGCUGCGAUCGUGACACCGAUCGGUGGCCCACCUGGCGCGGUGGGGAUCGUCCGAUUGUCGGGUCCUAAUGCUGUGGAAGUUGCACAACAAGUCUUUCGUUCUGCUAAGACAAGGAGGAAGAAUUCGGAUUCAUGGCGGCCAAGGAGUCAUUUCGUGGAGUAUGGAGUCGUCGUUGAUUCAAAUGGCAAUGUUGUUGACGAGGUUUUAGCUGUGCCGAUGUUGGCUCCUAGGUCAUACACUCGAGAGGAUGUAGUUGAGCUCCAGUGUCACGGGAGCGAAGUUUGUCUGCGGCGUGUUUUGAGGACAUGUGUUGAUGCUGGUGCAAGAUUAGCAGAACCAGGAGAGUUCACACUUCGUGCGUUUCUAAACGGGCGUUUAGACCUUUCGCAAGCUGAAAAUGUGGAAAAGCUUAUCUCGGCCAAGUCCUCUGCUGCUGCAGAUGCUGCUUUACAAGGAAUUCAGGGAGGUUUUUCAUCAUUGGUGAAAUCAUUGAGAGCGCAAUGCAUUGAGCUCCUCACUGAAAUCGAAGCUCGUCUAGACUUUGAAGACGAGAUGCAACCAUUAGAUAUAAACUCAGUCGUUAGCAAAAUAAACAACAUGUCUAGAGAUGUAGAAAGUGCGUUAGAUACAGCGAACUAUGACAAGCUUCUUCAAACCGGGUUACAGGUAGCUAUUGUUGGGCGUCCAAAUGUUGGGAAAUCAAGUCUUUUAAAUGCUUGGAGCAAAAGUGAGAGAGCCAUUGUUACAGAAGUAGCUGGGACUACUAGAGACGUUGUUGAAGCUAAUGUUACAGUCCGUGGCGUGCCUGUCACUCUUCUUGACACUGCUGGUAUCAGAGAAACCAGUGACAUUGUCGAAAAAAUAGGAGUUGAGAGAUCAGAAACAGCUGCUAGAGUUGCAGAUGUUGUAAUCAUGGCGGUGAGUGCUGUUGAAGGCUGGACAGAAGAAGACACUGAGCUUCUACAUAAGAUCCAAUCUGAUAAGCCUAUGAUUCUGGUGAUGAACAAAAUCGAUUGUGCUUCUCGUGAUCAAGUCGAAGAUACGAAGAGAAAGAGAGGAGAAGUUUUCCAUAAGUCUGUGUUUACAUCUGCUGUUACUGGUCAAGGAAUCGAAGAGCUUGAAGAGGCAAUAUUGGAGAUUCUUGGUCUUGAUCGUGUCCCCACCGGAGGACAUCAAUGGACUGUGAAUCAGAGACAAUGCGAGCAGUUGGUGAGGACGAAAGAGGCGCUAAUGAGGCUGAGGGAAGCAAUCGGAGAUGAGAUUCCGAUUGAUUUCUGGACGAUCGAGCUUAGAGAAGCUGCUUUGGCUCUUGCUCAGAUCAGUGGCCAAGAUGUCUCUGAAGAGGUUUUGUCUUCCAUUUUUGCCAAGUUUUGUAUCGGUAAAUAA
This is a messenger RNA of Microthlaspi erraticum, 1671 nucleotides long. The record is from the annotation of a GenBank genome assembly. Lineage: Eukaryota; Viridiplantae; Streptophyta; Magnoliopsida; Brassicales; Brassicaceae.